This is a messenger RNA of Phacochoerus africanus (Common warthog), 605 nucleotides long. RefSeq names its product cornifin. The record is from RefSeq and is a predicted model, not a curated record. The coding region runs from base 8 to 301 and encodes 97 amino acids. NCBI's taxonomy places the organism in Eukaryota, Metazoa, Chordata, Mammalia, Artiodactyla, Suidae. The transcript has a single exon.
UUGAAGCAUGAGUUCCUACCAGCAGAAGCAGCCCUGCACCCCACCCCCCCAGCCUCAGCAGCAGCAGGUGAAACAGCCCUGCCAGCCUCCACCCCAGGAACCAUGUGUCCCCCAAACCAAGGAGCCCUGCCACCCCAAGGUGCCAGAGCCCUGCCUGCCCAAGGUGCCGGAGCCCUGCCAGCCUAAGGUGCCCGAGCCCUGCCAGCCUAAGGUGCCCGAGCCCUGCCAGCCCAAAGUUCCAGAGCCUUGUCCCUCACCAGUCAUCCCAGCACCAGCUCAGCAGAAGACCAAGCAGAAGUAAUGGGGUCCACAGCCAAGCACUUGAGGAGGCGACCACCAGAGGCUGAAUCUCCUCUCCCAUUCUGCCUGUGUGUCCUGUCUGUAACUAGCUUGUUCUCAGCCUGAGAGCCUCCCUCUCUGCACCCUCUAAAAGGCUUCCCUCACUCUCAGUCUGGAGGGCUCCUGAGCCUCUGAAUGUGGCUGAAAGUCUCACUGGAUGAGCUAGUCUUCUGGCUGCUCAGGGCUCAUCUGAAGAGGAAUAUUGGGGUUGGGGAAGUCAAGUGAAUUUUCCCUGCUCUGUCCCCAUUAAAUCACUUUUAACCCCA